AUGGUUAAUUACCGCCAAUCUGGUUUGAACACAAUCGUUGAGAAAGUUCAGAUCAUUGAUCUCGAGAACGCAGCCUAUCUUCCUAAAGGAAGGUGUAUUAAAGGGAUGUUAGCUGGCAAUGAUAGCUGGCGCAGUCCGGAAGGUCACUUCAAGGGCGAGCUCAACAAACCUUCCGACAUCUUUUCCUUUGCAGCUGUCUGCAUCUAUGCUAUGCUAGGACAAGUUAUCUUCGGGGCCGAUGAGGACUUACGGAAACAUGAAUCACGCGGUGCAUUCCCUCACGUCAUUCGUCUGCAACGUCAAGUUUCUUUUUUUGGCGAUCAAGAGGGAUUGAACGGGCUUAUGACGCAUGUUGGAGAUGAGGAAGUCAACUGCAAAGUUCUGGGGCUUCUUUGGGACGAUCGAGUGGCAGACUAUCAUUCCUACAGACCGUUCUCAAAGUGGCCGAAUGACACUGAGGACGAUUUCAAGGAUCUCAUCCGGAGAAUGACAAACUUGGAUCCUCUAAAGCGGACAACUGCGCGCGAAGCUUUGGAGCAUCCGUGGUUUUCUGGCUGUGAAAUUGAUUAA
Messenger RNA from Ophidiomyces ophidiicola, 570 nucleotides. RefSeq lists its product as uncharacterized. Gene Ontology annotation, cellular component: cytoplasm; nucleus. The record is from RefSeq and is a predicted model, not a curated record. The transcript has 2 exons. Gene Ontology annotation, molecular function: ATP binding; protein serine/threonine kinase activity. The coding region runs from base 1 to 570 and encodes 189 amino acids. Gene Ontology annotation, biological process: mitotic DNA damage checkpoint signaling; protein phosphorylation. NCBI's taxonomy places the organism in Eukaryota, Fungi, Ascomycota, Eurotiomycetes, Onygenales, Onygenaceae.